AAGCGAAACUGACUGCAAUAUUCUUUUUUGAGAAUAAAAUUUUAACACUUUGAGUUUAAAAGACGAUGGGCCUGUGAUUUAUCCAAAAGUUGCUAAUACAUUGUAGGCAAUAUAAUUAUAUCAUUUAUUUUUAAGAAUACAAUGAGCAACUUGAAUAUUAAUGUGCCUGAUCAAAAUGAUUCGAACGAAACUGUACUUCAAGAAAAACCUCGAAAAGGAUGGGUUAAAUUUGAUGAUGAAAGCCCGUCUGCACAAUCUGGUAUACCUUUAGAAGAAUCCAGUUUGUCAACGAGUAUUGCCUCUGAUAACGUGGCUUCAACUUCAAGUAAUCCUCCGCCGGCUGUAUUAAAAACUGAAUCGGUGCAUGUUAAUUUGGAUCGCAGUGACAGGGUAUCAGACCAAAUCACACAGGCUACUUCCACAAGAAAUGUUGAAUUAGUCAACGUUCGUCAUGGCUUUAGUAAUGGAGAUAUCAUUGUAACUGUACUACCUGUAAAUUCAAAGUGGCCAUGGCUUACCCCAGCUAGAUUCCGUCCAGAAUUGGUUCCUGAAGAGUUAAUGGCUCAAGGAUUUACAUUGACUGUUGAAGAAUAUGUACAUGCUAUGGAGUUGCUCGUUAAUGAUGGCCGUUUCACUAUGUACAAUAUUUGUUAUAAAAGAGUACUAGUAUGUUGGAUAACUUUGGCUUUUCUAGUACUACUGGCACUUUUAUUUUCUGGAUUGACAGGCUUAAUAUUAUUUUCUCUUGGUGUUUUGUGGUUAAUUUUAAAUGCAGCUGCCAUAUUUUUGUGUAUGUGGGUAAAAUUAAAACUUUCAAAAGGUUUAGAACAAUGUUUGGCUAGUGUCAAUAAGCUCCUUACCAAACAUAAACUUAUAAUAACUUUAGAUGACAGAGGCAAACUAUCAUGUCACAAAGUUAACCUCUGUUUCUUAUAUUUUGAUUCUGGGCCAUGCAUAGCACAUAUUCAACAGUUUAUUGAUAGUGAAGAGGGUAGAACUAUAAUGGAAGGUUGGGAGCAGAGAUUGGAUGUAACAGCAAGUGACAUUGUUAUCCAAGGUGCACAAUCAACAAGAUUAUCACGUAAACAGGGUAUGGCUGAGCAAGUGUACCUUCGGUACCUGCAGCGAUGGGGCAAAGAUUACUUGCGACGUCGACUCGACUGGACGCUAGAUGAAGACGGUGGUAAUCCUGCGGCCCCACGCCACUUGACCCCGGCGCUCUGCCCUUGUCAAUACAUUGAGGAAGUAUUGCGGAACAAAGAACCUAAAGAUAACCGCGCAUGUUGUCCGCUCUGCAACCACUGGCUCAGGCGCCGUGGCCUGGAUUGAUUGUAUUUGACGUUUGGAACGUGCUGCACUUCUCUAUUUACGUUACGUCGGUAGAUGGGGAGCGCGUGCUGUAAAAAAUAAAUUGAAUCUCGGCAGUAUGGUUCCAGGUAGACACGGUGAAAAGUAUGUCUGUCCGUGCCAAUUUAUAGAGGAGCAUCUUCAAACAAAGCCACCAGCAGGUAUAGCUAAAUAUUUUCAAACGUCCAAUCAAAUUCUUCAAUGGUCAGUUUAAUAACACAACAUCAGUUAGGUUAACAAAUGUUGUAAAAAGAAUAAUUUCAUGUAAAUGAAACUCUAUGCUAAGUGUUAUUAUUAAUCUUAAUAUUAGUCAAAUAAGUAUUAUGAAUUUUUAUUCCGUCCCUUAUACCCAUCAGUAUCAAGAAUAUAUUUACUUAUAACUUUUUUAUAUAUUUUACUUUUUGUAAGUGCCUACAUUUAAGUCGAAAAUGAUAAACUUAUAUUAACUGUAUUGCACAUUCCUUAUCUAGAUAUUUUCUUGUUUCGUGAAUUUCUACUAUUUUUUACAUUGCACGGUCCGCGUGUUAUAAAUAUUGCUACAUUUACAAAGCUAUUACAUGUCCUCGUGUAAAAUGAUAUUAGCUUAUGGGCAUUGUAGGAAACUGAAUCCGCAGCUAUUCUGCCAUAUAUUUCAUAUUUAAUAGGUAUAUGAUAAUUUUACCAUUUAGUGCAUUCCAUUGACUAUUUAUCGUUUGCUCAUAAAUCCUCGACCUAAGUGAGGUGAUAAUGGACGGGCCUUACGACACAGUACUUUUAACCCUUAUUUGUUCACUAUUUCUAACACAAAAUUAUUGUGUUGAUCUUCAUUCACAUUGAGUCCAUUUUGUCGGCGCAUGAAUGAAACGGUAAUUAUCACUACAGCUAGAAUAAUAA
Messenger RNA from Diatraea saccharalis (sugarcane borer), 2220 nucleotides. The record is from the annotation of a GenBank genome assembly. Lineage: Eukaryota; Metazoa; Arthropoda; Insecta; Lepidoptera; Crambidae.